Messenger RNA from Brassicogethes aeneus, 1123 nucleotides. Lineage: Eukaryota; Metazoa; Arthropoda; Insecta; Coleoptera; Nitidulidae. The record is from the annotation of a GenBank genome assembly.
UGAAAUUUCCUCAAAGUCAUCGUGUUUCCCACGCGCGAUCCGUUGACGCGUUAAAAACGAAACGCGGGAUAGGCUCGAUUCUUGUGAUACAAUAUAAUAAAAACAAAAAACUGUGAACCGGUCAAAAACGCGCAGCACAAGGCAAAAGCGACCCUAUUCGGUCGCGACAUAGCGACCGACGUGCGGUAAAAACGUAAUUACGUAUACCUGCUGCCUUCUUUUACCUGAGACUCUUAUGAAUGAAACUGUGUGGACUUACUAUUUCAAAAGAAGUUAACGCCGCGCUCACAAUGAAUGGUCGCCCUUUAGUAGCACAAAAGCAAAUGUGUUAAGUGUUUCAUUCUUUUUAUUGCGAUUCGUUAUUGUUGUGACUUGUUGUUGUAUUAUGGAAUUUUCCGUGUUCGUGCAGGAUUUAUUGAGGGCUUCGUUGAUCAUGAGGGCUCAGCACCAGAUAAUUGAGCAGCAAAACGACAUCAAAAGUCGAGCUUUUUGGCAGCCUUGGCUACAUUCAGACGAGUCAAAACAAAAACAGACGACAAAAUGGAAACGGGAGCGGCGCCUGCGGCUUCCCGAGUACACGCGAAAGUCCGACCCAAAAAUACCGGAAACGUUCGGCGGCGAUCAGCCUUCGAGUCCGGAAGCGAGCGCCAGCCAGAACGGAAGCGGAAGUCCGGAGGACUUUUCGAAUGGUAAGGAUGCGGCGGACACGCCGUUGGACAUGAGUUUGAGGCAAAGAGGGUUGCCGCCCUCCUACUCGCAGACAGUCAACAACCCAGGCUACAAGUCGAAUUACAGGCAGCCUGUAGUCAGCAGAGACGAGAUUCCAUCAGGCAUAUCGAUGUGCGACCCGAUCAUCGACGAGCACUUCCGACGGUCGCUCGGCAGCGACUACCACGCCCUCUUCAACAACAACCUGUCGAAAGAGCCGACGCCGGCGGCCAAAUCGCCGUCGCCGCCGCCGCCGCCGCCCAGGAUCGCCGCUCCGCCCGCCAACGUGAUCGAACUGAUGGACAGCGCGGGCCUCUCGGUGGACGACCACUUCGCCAAAGCGUUGGGCGACACGUGGGCCAAGCUGAACAAGAAAGAACCCGCCGCAAACGAGGGCAGCCUACUGUCGAUUUGA